AUGGGAAAGAUAAUUUUCUACGAGGGCCGCAACUUCCAGGGCCGCCACUGGGAGUGCAGCAACGACUGCAUGGACACCUUCAGGCACUUCAACUGCUGCAACUCCAUCCGUGUCAGCGGCGGUCACUGGGUGGCCUAUGAGAAGCCCAACUACAUGGGCUACCAGUACAUCAUGGGCCCCGGCGAGUACCCCGAGUACAACGCCUGGAUGGGAUUCAACAACUGCAUCCGCUCCUGCCAGAUGUUCCCCCCUUAUAGAGGAUCCUACAGGAUGAGGCUGUACAACAGGCCUGACUUGAUGGGACACACCAUGGAGUUCAUGGAUGACUGCCCCAACGUGUACGAGCGCUUCCGCUACCGUGACAUCUACUCUGCCAAUGUCAUGGAGGGCUACUGGAUCUUCUACGAGCACCCCAACUACAGGGGACGCCAGUACUUCCUGCGUCCCGGAGAGUACAGGGCCUGUGGUGACUGGGGCUGCCACAACCCCAUGGUGGGCUCCUUCAGGAGGAUGAGGACUCAGAUGUAA
Stegastes partitus (bicolor damselfish) is the source of this 528-nucleotide messenger RNA. It is a transcript of the gene crygmxl2, whose product is annotated as crystallin, gamma MX, like 2. Gene Ontology annotation, molecular function: structural constituent of eye lens. Gene Ontology annotation, biological process: visual perception; lens development in camera-type eye. The coding region runs from base 1 to 528 and encodes 175 amino acids. NCBI's taxonomy places the organism in Eukaryota, Metazoa, Chordata, Actinopteri, Pomacentridae. The transcript has 3 exons. The record is from RefSeq and is a predicted model, not a curated record.